This is a messenger RNA of Topomyia yanbarensis, 1131 nucleotides long. RefSeq lists its product as uncharacterized. NCBI's taxonomy places the organism in Eukaryota, Metazoa, Arthropoda, Insecta, Diptera, Culicidae. The coding region runs from base 1 to 1131 and encodes 376 amino acids. The transcript is spliced from 2 exons. Gene Ontology annotation, biological process: DNA integration. The record is from RefSeq and is a predicted model, not a curated record. Gene Ontology annotation, molecular function: nucleic acid binding.
AUGGAUCCCGAGCAACUUCAGCAAACUCCAGUUUGGUGGCACGGGCCGGAUUGGGCUAGUCGGCCAUCACGGUUUUGGCCAAAUAUGACACUCGAAUCCUACGAGGAAUUUAGCAGUGCCGAACUGGAGGAACGUGCAAUCUCUCUAGCUGUACAAAUUGUACCACCAAACCCAAUUUUUGCCCUACGAUCUUCAUGUCGCACACGCGCCCAGGAACAAAUGAUGGGUGAUUUACCGCCGAAACGUGUAUCGCCAACUCUACCCUUUGUGAGCACCGGAGUCGAUCCUUGCGGGCCAUUGUGUUACCGUCAUCCUCAACGACGCUCGAAAAUGACCAAAUGUUAUGUCACUAUUUUCGUCUACCUAUCGGUGAAGGCAGUUUAUAUAGAGCUGGUCGGGGACCUGUCUACAGGAUCAUUUAUCGCCGCCCUGAAACGAUUUGUUGCUCAUCGCGGAAAACCGCGCCUCAUAGAGUGCGACAACGCAACAAAUUUUAAAGGAGCUUCACACGAACUAGCUGAACUUGCAAACCGAUUCAAUUCUCAGCAGAUGCAGUACGCCGUGUCCCGUUUAUGUACUGAUGACGGAAUAGAAUUCAAGUUUAUCUCUCCCCGCUCUCCAAAUUUCGGUGGUCUAUGGGAGGCGGCUGUCAAGUCGCUAAAAUCACACCUUCGAGCCACCCUAGGAAAUUCUACCCUAGCAGCCGAACAAUUGACAACGCUUCUGGCACAGGUUGAAAGUUAUCUCAAUUCCCGACCACUAACACAAAUCUCCGCUGAUCCCGAGGAUCUCGAUGUCCUUACACCAGGACAUUUCCUUAUCCACCGUCCUCUAACGGCCAUUGCUGAGCCGUCACUAGAAGAAGUACCAUUAAAUCGACUAGAUCGUUGGCAGGUGGUACAGGAAUUUGUCCGAAGACUCUGGAAGCGCUGGAGUACCGAGUACCUGUCCGGACUGCAACCGCGAACAAAGUGGACCCGCCAAAUGGACAAGAUCGCCAUCGGAACAAUGCUCCUGGUAAAAGAUGAAAACCUGCCACCCCUUAAAUGGCGUUUCGGGAGGGUGGUUCACAUGUUCAGAGCGGACGACGGCAACAUCCGAGUCGUUGUAGUCAAAACGCAGGAUGGAUAA